This is a messenger RNA of Phalaenopsis equestris, 2513 nucleotides long. Its product is annotated as transport inhibitor response 1-like protein. Bases 320 to 2188 code for a protein of 622 amino acids. The transcript is spliced from 3 exons. Gene Ontology annotation, biological process: SCF-dependent proteasomal ubiquitin-dependent protein catabolic process. Lineage: Eukaryota; Viridiplantae; Streptophyta; Magnoliopsida; Asparagales; Orchidaceae. The record is from RefSeq and is a predicted model, not a curated record. Gene Ontology annotation, cellular component: SCF ubiquitin ligase complex.
UGCGUGUUGUGUGUAUGAGAGACACAGACUGUGAGAAGAGCAUGGAGAAUCCCAAUGGCAAGUUAGAGAGGGCAGAGAGAAGACUGUAAGAGAAAAGAAAGUUGAGUCGAGUGACCAAAUAAAUAACCAAAUCUCCCUAUUCUUCUUUUCAUCUCUCGUAGCCCAUAACGCCACGAUUUCCUCCAUCUCUUCCUCUACUCCCUACAUUUUUUCCUCUUCAGAUCCCAUCAGCCUUAAAAAUCCCUCUUUUCUUUUUGCCUUUUUAACCGCCAGGCCCCUACCCUUCUCUUAUUACACACCGAACCCCACUUCCCUUCCGAUGAGGGAGGAGAGGUUGGAGAUGUCGGAGAACGGCGAUGGGGGCGAGGGCAAAGACCUACGGUGGUCGCCGGAUCCUGGAGGAACCGUUCCGCCGAAGUUCCGUGCUACUGCUGCUUCUACUGGCGGAGGUUCCGCCCCACCGCCGCCUUUCUCCGACCAGGUUCUUGAGAACGUCCUCGAGAACGUGCUCUGCUUCCUCACCUCACGCAGAGACCGCAACGCCGCAUCCCUUGUCUGCAAAUCAUGGUACCGCGCAGAGGCACAUACGCGACUCGAGCUCUUCAUCGGCAACUGCUACGCCGUCAGUCCUGCACGAGCCAUCGAACGGUUCCGCCGUGUGCGUUCUCUGGUUCUGAAAGGCAAGCCUCGCUUCGCCGAUUUUAACCUAGUUCCGAUGGGUUGGGGCGCUCGUUUGUCUCCAUGGGUUGCCACCAUGGCUCCCGCUUACCCCUGGCUCGAGCGAAUCUGCCUUAAGAGGAUGACGGUCACUGAUGCAGACCUCGUUCUCCUUUCUUUCUCUUUUCCCUCUUUCCAUGACCUUUCACUCAUUUGCUGCGACGGCUUCACUACCAUCGGACUCGCCGCUAUUGCGGGGAAUUGCAGGCAUCUCCGAUCGCUGGAUCUGAUAGAGAAUGAUGUGGAAGACGAUGAGGAUGAGGUGGUGGAUUGGGUAUCUAGUUUUCCUCCGGGAAAUACUUACCUUGAAUCUCUGGUAUUUGAUUGCGUUGGUUGUGCUGUUAACUUUGAUGCUCUUUUGGCACUAGUGGCCCGUUCUCCUUUUCUCCGGCGGCUGAGAGUUAAUGAGCACAUCUCUUCCAACCGGCUCUACCAGCUCAUGGCCCGCGCGCCUCAGCUCACCCACCUUGGCACCGGCUCCUUCUCAUCUUCCGGAGAAGAAGGUGAUGUUGAGGAAACCCUCAAAUCAGCCUUCCAAUCUUCAAAUUCAUUAGUUUGUCUAUCAGGUUUUAGAGAUCUUGCUCCUGAGUACCUGCACACAAUCUACCCAGUAUGUUCUAAUCUCACCUCACUCAACUUUAGCUAUGCACAGAUCUCCGCUGCGCAGCUUAAACCAGUCAUUACCCGUUGUCAUAAUCUCCAAACAUUCUGGGUCCUUGAUUCUCUGGGUGAUGAAGGCCUUCAAAUGGUAGCGGCGACUUGCAAAAAGCUUAGGGAGCUGAGGGUUUUUCCUUUAGAUGUCAGCGAAGAUUCUGAAGGUUUUGUUUCAGAUAUUGGACUGGCGGCAAUCUCCGAGGGCUGCCAUGAACUCCAAUCAAUCCUCUACUUCUGCCAGAGGAUGACAAAUGCUGCUGUUGUGGCCAUGUCUAAGAACUGCCCGGAGCUAGUGGUGUUUCGCCUCUGCAUUAUGGGCCGUCACCGCCCCGAUCGCCUGACUGGCGAACCCAUGGAUGAGGGCUUCGGGGCGAUCAUAAAGCAUUGCAAGAAGCUCACAAGACUUGCUGUUUCCGGUCUCCUUACCGAUAAAGCCUUCGCCUACAUCGGCCUGCAUGGGAAGUUAGUGAGGACUCUUUCAGUUGCUUUUGCCGGCGAUAGUGAUUUGGGCCUGAGAUAUGUGCUUGAAGGUUGCCCCAAUUUACAGAAACUGGAGAUCAGAGAUAGCCCGUUCGGAGACGUAGGGUUGCUCUCUGGGAUCAACCAUUACUACAACAUGAGGUUCUUGUGGAUGUCUUCGUGCAAGCUUUCGAUGAAUGGUUGCAGGGAAUUGGCUCGCCGGUUGCCUGGAAUUGUUGUUGAAGUUAUAAGGGAUAAUUUAGAGGAUAAUGCUGGUGAUGCUGUGGGGAAGUUAUACAUGUAUCGAUCCCUUGUUGGGCCGAGGAAUGAUGCUCCACCUUUUGUUCAGAUAUUAUAGCUAUUAGUCCUUUUCUAAGAGUUUAAUGAGGAGAUAUUUAACCAUUUGGCUUGGAGGGAGGUUCAUGGCCGUGGGAGUUUUCAUGACCCACAAAGACAACUCCCCCGCAUUUUGAAUUGCUUGAACCAUUCUUGUGGAAUUGAAGUUGAAGAAGAAGCUUAAAGCUAAAAUCAGUUUUUUAAUCAGAAAUAGAAUUAGACUUGCUUUGUUUAGAUUCAGAGAAACCAGAGUAACUGUUAUUUCGUUGCACGGCAACGAGCCUUUGCAUUUCAGUGAUCCUCUGACUGAAUUUAAAGAUGAAAGUUGAUGAAGUUUGUGUUGAUCU